GCUUCGCCGCCGCCGCCGCCCCUAGGCUCCGCAGUGCCCCUGCGAGCGCCGCAGCCGCUCUUAUAGUACGCCUUGUGUCCGCCCCUCGGCGGGCCGCCCGGGGACAUUGGGACCGCGGCCAGCCCCGGCCAUUAAUAGAGCCUUAUUUAGAAAGCCCAACAAUGACUUGGCCAUUUAUUGAGCGCCUGCUGGAUGCCAGAGAGGCGAUCCCCCCCCCGUGUCCCGAAGGGGAAACUAAGGCCGAGGAGGCGGAGCCUUGCCAAGUGGGUAGGACAGCGCGGUAUUUGGGACCCAAGGGCCCGAAAAACCCCACCGCAGAGUUCGCAGUCCCUUUAAUCCACCCCCGCCCCGCAGGCAGCUCUGGGGAUGACGCAGAUGGCGGUCUUAGGAGCAGAUUCUUGGGUACAGGGAAUGUGGUAGCCCGCCAGGUUGUCAGGAGGACACAGAACAGACCCUACUCCCAUCUCUGCAGGGCCCUGGGCCCAGCCCCCCGCAAGCCGGGCCUAAUUCUGGGCCUCUGACUCAGUCUCGGGUGCGCAGGGAAGCGGGGGCUGCCAGGUGAGCAGCGGCCAGAGGGCGCGGGCACGAACAGUCCAGGCUGGCCCCCCAGGGGCCGCGCGCCGGGCCCGAAAUAGCUCAUUUUGAUCCCACCACCUCGGCGAGGAGCCCAGGCCUGGCACUUCGCGCAACCAGCUGCUCCUGCAGCAGGACGGAAGUGGCUAAUGACUCCGCGGGGCCGGCCGGCUGGUCGGACGGAGGGAGGGGGCGGCGGCUGCAGAGGGCACAGGCCCCCUGACUGCCCUGCGACGCGAAAACCGGUGCUUAGGUUGGAGACGGGACAGGAGCUCUACUGCAAAAGGGGGAGUGGCCGUAAGACGCUGCUAGAAAGCGCGAGUACUUUAUAGACCCUCCCAGACGCCAGCUCACCCUCAGAGCCUUCCCGUUGGUCCGCAGGCUUGCCAAUUGCUGCCGCGCGCCACGGGCCUCCAAUCAAACACGCUCUCUCAGUCGGGCCGAAGUUACAGCCCGUCGUGCGGCGUCUCCCUCUGGCCACUUUCCAGUUGCUUCUGUCUCCCUCUCCAUCAUUGGCCGCCUCGGAGGCCGCUGUCUUCCCGCGCGGGCGCCCGCCGAGAGGGGCGGGCCUGGCAGGGCAUUGCUAAGCGACCGAGAUGCGCGCGGGUUCAGCCCAGUGAAGGAGCGGAGCUGGCGGAAGCGCCCAGGUGGCUGCGGGAUGGACCGCAGUCUGCCAGUUUUCUCCAUCCAAGACAGCCCCUUUGAGGAUGCUCCCCUGGAUCACAGCCGCUACUUGCCAUCCCGGACCCAGACUUGGCACCCCAAGACCCUAAGCCCAUCCAGGUCCCAGAGGUCCAGGCCCCCAGAAGCUCCCAAGGCUCUGGCCACAGGUCCCAACACCUCUGAGCUAUUUGGAGAAUCCUGGCCGUCCAGCUCAGGGACUCCUUCCCCACCCAGCACCACUGAAGGACAGGUGGGAGCCUCCCCACCACCCACCCUGGUUGACAGCGGGGAGUCCGUGGUGGCCAAGUACAUAAACCGGUUUCGCCAGGCUCAGCCUACAAGCCGAGAGGAACGCCAGCCUGCAGGCCCAACCGCAGCUGACUUUUGGUGGCUCCGGCCUGAAUCUCCAGACCCCAGCAGUCAGCUUGCAGCAGGUACCUGCUACGGUCCCAUCCACUGUAGGCCUAAACCUCUCCUGAUCAAUGCCCCCAGCAGAGGUUCCUCGUGGCCCCCCUCCAAAAUCAACUGGGGCUUCUCGGCAGGAGCCAGUGAACCAGAAGGAAGACCCAACACAGCAGUCCCAACUCUUGCCAAGGUGGUCAGCGCCUCUCGGGCUAAGGCUGUGGCCCCCCUUCAGGAAAUGAAGCAGAGCCUCAACACAUGGAACUCAUCCCUGCUGGACCUGGAGACACUGAGCCUGCAGAGCAGAGCUGCCAGGCUGCUCAAGCGCAGCAAGGCCUCCAUCUCCUCUUCCUCCUCACUCAGCCCUAGUGAUGCCAGCACCUCCUCCUUCCCAGUCAGCUCUGAUGGCCUCUCUCCCUUCUCCAUGACCUUCACCCCUGACCCCAGCAAGGGCUCUGACCCCAAGGCACAGGGCAGAAACGAGGGCCAUGCAGGAGAGGAUCAUGAUGCUGGGAAGUCAGAGAAGACCUUCUUGGAAGAGGUGCUGUCUAAGUGGAGACUUGACGAUGAAGCAACACCAGCACCUGCCCGCAUCCCUGCUUCGGGCCCCCUCUCCUCUCAGGCACCCCUGCGUCCAGAGGAUGACAUUCUAUACCAGUGGCGGCAGCGGAGGAAGCUUGAACGGGCUCGAGGAGGGCAGGGUGAUGGAACCUGGGUGCUACCCCGGACUCCUGCCCCCACCACUCCAGUCCCCGCCCCCGUUUCUCUACAGGCUCCUCCUGCCCCUGCAGAGACCCCUGGUUCCUUGGGAACCCAGCCUAACUGCAUCCCACUUUGGGCCAGUGUGGCCCGACCUGGUCCCCUGGAGGCCUUUUAUAUGGAGAGGCCUCCUAUCCCCCCUGGGUUCUCUCCACAUAUCUUUUGGGGUCCCAGCCCUCAGGGGUUCUUCUGGGCUCCGCAGUCUGGUCUCUGGGUACCUCUUGGGGCCAUGCCUCCCACGCCCUCCAGCCCUGCGCCUCCGGGCCCCGCCCCCGUGGCCCCCGCUCCCGUGCCCCCGGCCCCAGCACCUGCAGCCUGCACCCUCCCACCCCCAGCCGCCCCCCAGGACCCGCCCACUCCUGCGCCCAGCUGCCCGGCCCAGCCCCAGAGGCAGGGCCCCAAGCCUCGGAGUAGCAGGGCCCCGCGCCAGGAGUCCGCUGGGACGGUCACGGCCGCUGACGAGGGGCCUGGCCCGCAGCUCAGAGGCGCCCUGGGCCAAAUAGUGUCCGCUCGGCUCUUCCCGGACGCCUUGGAGGACACGCCCCCUCACCCCGGGGGCCCACCUCUGCCCCAGGCCGAACCUCUGAAAGUCAAGGCCACACACCCCCAAACCAAGGUUACGCCACCUGGCUCAGAGGUCACGCCCCCUCAGUCUGGAUCGCGAUUUCCCAAGGCGCAGACUCCGCCUCGUCGCUCCAAAGCCGAGGCUCGGAAAGCCAAGGCCACGCUCCCCCUAGAGGCGUGGGAGCCUCGGAAGGACGGAGACACCCCCGUGGCCGCCCCUGGGAAUCUGCCGCCCCAGGCCCCGCCCCCUCCAGCCGAGGAGGCGGCUGCUUCUCUCGAGGCCCCGCCCACUUCCUUCGGGGCGGGGCCUCCCGGGGCGGUGGCCACGCCCCCGCCCGCUGCGGGUCCCGCCCCCUCCGCAGAUCUGCUCGGCCUGGCGGCCCGACUUCUGGAGGCUGCAGAAGAGUCCGACGGCAGCGAGUUCCAGGACGACCCUGUACUUCAGCUGCUAAGAGUUCAGAGGGCCGAGCUGAGAUGGCAGAAAAGGUGGCCAUCCCCAGGAUCUGCAACACCCCUUUCCCAGAGCCACCCACCACCCCAGACCCGUCCUGAGCCUCUACGACCCUGGCUUUUUUGCAGGAAAGUGGACGCGCAACUGUCCCUCCUACUGGAGCACACUGAGGACCCAGGGACUUGGUCUCCUCCCACCGGGUCGCCCCCCAGGUCCCCAGGAAGGCGGCUGCGGAGGGAAGGAGCUCCUCCCGAGACCAGACGACGUUGACUUGUAAAAAUUGUAUUUUUCCCAAUAAAAUAUUUUUUUCACGUUA
Canis lupus familiaris (dog) is the source of this 3728-nucleotide messenger RNA. RefSeq names its product proline and serine rich 3 (gene PROSER3). The transcript has 10 exons. The coding region runs from base 1232 to 3682 and encodes 816 amino acids. Lineage: Eukaryota; Metazoa; Chordata; Mammalia; Carnivora; Canidae. The record is from RefSeq and is a predicted model, not a curated record.